CAUAGUUCAGAGCCAAACAAUGUCGACCACAAUCGAAAUCUCAGAGAAAAGCGACGCAGGCAAAGCAAAAGCGCCCAUGCUUGUAGCUCCACGUGAUCAGGGAGGAUGGAAGAAGGGGAUGGCCAUAAUGGACUUUGUUCUGAGGUUGGGAGGCAUAGCUUCUGCCUUGGGUGCUGCGGCCGCCAUGGCAACUGCUGAUCAGAUUCUUCCUUUCUUCACUCAGUUCCUCCAGUUUGAAGCCGGCUACGACGACUUCCCUACUUUCCAGUUUUUCGUCGUUGCAAUGGCAUUUGCAGGAGGCUACCUAGUUCUCUCUCUACCUUUCUCCGUAGUAACCAUCAUUCGUCCCCAUGCUGUGGGAGCAAGGCUUCUCCUCAUUGUCCUUGACACCGUGUUUCUGACGCUGGCAGCUGCCGGUGGGGCUGCAUCGGCCGCCAUAGUAUACUUGGCACACAAUGGGAACGAUGACUCCAAUUGGCUUGCCAUCUGCAGUCAGUUCACAGAUUUUUGCCAGGCUACCAGUGGAGCAGUUGUGUCGUCCUUCGUUGCCGUGGUUUUCUUUGUGGUGUUGGUUAUCGUCUCUGCUUUGGCUCUCCAAUAACACACACCUACACAUGUGCUCAUAUAGCUAUGAGAUUAUUAUAUAUAUUCACAGAGCUUGACUUGUAUCUUCUUG
Molecule: messenger RNA, 676 nt
Organism: Neltuma alba
Lineage: Eukaryota; Viridiplantae; Streptophyta; Magnoliopsida; Fabales; Fabaceae
Product: casparian strip membrane protein 1-like
Exons: 3
Coding region: 20-601 (193 amino acids)
Source: RefSeq, a predicted model, not a curated record